UCAUCAACAACUUUAUCAGAAAUUGAAGAAAAUCAAGAGAGGGGGAGUAGGCCAUUUACAGGGAAAGAUGUCUCUAAUCACAGAAGAGAUCAGAGCUAAAGCAGAUGAGUUGUACCAUGGAGAUGACAAAUGUCAAGAGAAAACAAAGUUUUUGCUCCAGGAGGUAGGCAUGCCUAAUGGGUUGUUGCCCUUGAGAGACAUUGAGGAAUGUGGGUAUGUGAAGGAGACAGGGUUUGUGUGGCUCAAGCAGAAGAAGAGCAUAACCCACAAGUUUGAGAAGAUAGGGAAGCUUGUGACUUAUGCACCUGAAGUCACAGCCGUGGUGGAGAAGAACAGGAUCAAGAAGCUGACUGGGGUCAAGACAAAGGAGCUCUUGAUUUGGAUCACACUCAGUGAUAUCUAUGUUGAUGAUCCCCCAACUGGGAAAAUCACCUUCAAGACCCCUGCUGGCCUAUCCAGGACUUUCCCGGUGUCCGCUUUUGAGGUUGAAGAGGAAGGUAAGGAUGCCAAGGAGAAGACUGAGGUGAAAGAACUGAAUGGUGCUGUGGUAGUGAAAGAGGUGUGAGUUUUAUCUGUGGUUCUUAUGGUGUUGGCAACCAAAUGUAUUGUGUUUUUCUGGUGUUUCUUAUCAUGUUAUUGGUGAUAAAGGUGUUUUAUUGUUUCAAUGUUUCAAAGAGCAUUUUGUGGAGCCUAAAGGUUUAACCAUUUCGUGGAUACAAACUUUAGGUAAAAUGAGUUUGUUCUUCUACGAUAUGGGUUGUACUCUAGUGUAAAAUAAAAAUUUAUAAAUAAA
Rubroshorea leprosula is the source of this 793-nucleotide messenger RNA. NCBI's taxonomy places the organism in Eukaryota, Viridiplantae, Streptophyta, Magnoliopsida, Malvales, Dipterocarpaceae. The record is from the annotation of a GenBank genome assembly.